AUGGCGCUGCAAAACAUUGGUGCUUCAAACAAGGAUGAUGCCUUCUACAGGUACAAGAUGCCCAGAAUGUUGACCAAAAUUGAAGGCCGUGGUAAUGGCAUCAAGACCAAUAUUGUGAACAUGGUUGAUAUAGCAAAAGCACUUGCCAGGCCUGCUUCCUACACAACCAAGUACUUUGGAUGUGAGCUUGGGGCACAAUCAAAGUUUGAUGAGAAGACGGGAAUCUCCUUGGUCAAUGGAGCCCAUGACACUUCGAAGCUGGCUGGUCUGCUUGAGAACUUCAUCAAGAAGUAUGUCCAGUGUUAUGGCUGUGGCAACCCUGAGACGGAGGUCCUCAUCUCCAAGAAAGAGAUGAUAACUUUGAAAUGUGCUGCCUGUGGCUUCCUCUCGGAUGUUGACAUGAGGGACAAGCUCACUACAUUCAUCCUGAAGAACCCACCAGAGGCAAAGAAAGGUGGCAAGGACAAGAAAGCUAUGCGGAGGGCUGAGAAGGAGCGUCUGAAAGAAGGUGAAGCUGCUGAUGAGGAGAUGAAGAAACUCAAGAAGGAUGGGAAGAAGAAAGGUGCUUCAUCCAAGGAGAGUACUGCAAAAGGUGUUGCCACAAAGAAGAAGGGUGCUGGGGGCUCUGAUGAGGAACAUGUCUCAUCACCAAGAGAUGCUGACUUUGCAGCUGCUGCAGACGGUGAUGAUGACGACGACGAUGAUGUACAGUGGGCGACUGACACGUCAGCAGAGGCUGCGAGAAAGCGCAUGGAGGAACAGCUGAGUGCAGCAACUGCUGAAAUGGUUAUGCUUGCCACUGAAGAGACUGAGAAGAAGAAGAAACAGGCCCAGCACAAGGAUGAUGGCGGUGCCAAUGGCACAGCAAAGGCUGAAGAGACCUCCAACGGUAACCAGAAUGGGGCCAAAACCACCACUCCCUAUGAUGCACUGGUUGAAGAGAUCAAGGCCAGCCUAGCCAAUGCUGCCACCGCAGCUCAGCUCAAGGGGUUGCUGUCCUCCUCGCCCCUGCCCCUGAAGGAUGUGAUGGAUGCCCUCUUCGAGGCGCUCUUCCAUGGUGCUGCCAAGGGGUUUGCGAAGGAUGUGGUGAAGAACAGGAAGUACCUUGCUGCUGCUGUGCCUGAUGAAGCCGCCCAGAUGCUCCUGCUCCAGUCUAUCGAGGCGUUCUGUGGCAAGUGCAGCGCCGAGGCCCUGAAGGAGCUGCCUGUCGUCCUGAAGGCCCUCUACGACGGAGACGUCCUCGAGGAAGAGACUAUUGUGCAGUGGUACAAUGAGGCUGUUGCUGCCGGCAAGGACUCCCAGGUCGUGAAGAAUGCCAAGCCCGUCGUGGAGUGGCUCCAGAGCGCUGAGUCUGACGAGGAGUGA
Messenger RNA from Triticum turgidum subsp. durum (durum wheat), 1365 nucleotides. Lineage: Eukaryota; Viridiplantae; Streptophyta; Magnoliopsida; Poales; Poaceae. The record is from the annotation of a GenBank genome assembly.